AUGGUUGAUGAGAUGAAACGAGCUCCCAAGAAGGGAGCCAAGAAAGCCUUAAACAAACCAGCAGCAAAGGGCAGCAAGAAACGGCGAAGGUUGAGGAAGGAGAUUUACUCCAUCUACAUCUACAAACGCAUCAAGGGUGAGGCUUCCCGCCUGGCCCAUUACAACAAGAGCAGCACCAUUAGCUCCCGGGAGAUACAGACCACCGUGUGCUUGCUGCUGCCUAGGGAGCUGGCCAGGCAUGCCAUGUCAGAAGGGACAAAGACAGUGACCAAGUACACCAGCUCUAAGUAA
Molecule: messenger RNA, 291 nt
Organism: Carcharodon carcharias (great white shark)
Lineage: Eukaryota; Metazoa; Chordata; Chondrichthyes; Lamniformes; Lamnidae
Product: histone H2B 1/2-like
Exons: 2
Coding region: 1-291 (96 amino acids)
Cellular component (GO): nucleosome
Molecular function (GO): structural constituent of chromatin; protein heterodimerization activity; DNA binding
Source: RefSeq, a predicted model, not a curated record